GAUCAGUACACUCAGAAUACAACAUGGCGGAACAGCUAAAACAUAAAAAAGUUAUUUUUCUUAAUUUCGACUUUACUUUUGGUCUGCUAUUCUACAUUCUACAACAUUUUAGCCCAUCACCGUUAUUAGACGACCACAGUAUUAGAUUUUCUCUGAACAAACCCUGACACGCCCUCUAAGAAGUGGGAGGAGCAAGAAGAACAUUGUUCUUCUACAACGUCCACAUUUUAAUAACUUCUUGUCAAGUAGACAGAAAUGGCUUAUCCAGGAUACGGUGGUCCCCCUCCCCAGGGCGCUGGAUUUCCAGGAAUGCAACAGGAUCCGCUCUAUGGAUACUUUGCAGCGGUGGCCGGGCAGGAUGGCCAGAUCUCAGCAGACGAGCUGCAGCGAUGCCUCACUCAGUCUGGCAUCUCCGGGAGUUAUAAACCCUUCAACCUGGACACAUGCAGACUGAUGAUUAACAUGCUGGACAGAGACAUGUCCAGCACCAUGGGCUUCACCGAGUUCAGGGAGCUAUGGCAGGCGCUCAGUGGCUGGAAAAGUAGCUUUUUAUCGUAUGACCGCGAUCAAAGUGGUACAGUGGAGGCUCAUGAGAUGCAUCAGGCCCUCUCGUCCAUGGGUUACAAUCUGAGCCCUCAUGCCAUGAAUGCCAUCAUGAAGCGCUACAGCACCAGUGGAAGGAUCUCUUUCGAUGAUUUUGUGUGCUGUUGCGUUCGACUCCGGGCCUUGACGGAUCAUUUCCGGCGCAGAGACACAUCUCAAAAUGGCAACGCCACUUUUCAGUAUGAUGAUUUCAUACAGGUGACAAUGAGCAUGUGAGGAAGGACGAGCAGAAUUCCAGCCUUCCUGUGUCCACUGUGCUCAUUGUAAAGAUGUUUGUACAGUAGAACCUCCAAAGUCCAACAUGAAACGUCUGCAAAUCUCCUAAAACCUCUCAGCUCAGGGAGCAUCUAAAGCGUUAUCUCCACAAGUGCGUUUUGCCCAGUCUGUUGGCUUUUUGAUGUCACUACUCAAGGGACCAGAAAAAUGUCAUGUAACCAUAGAACAGUCAAUAGAACUGACUGCAAUAUAUGAAAUGCUUAGUAGAGUAGUAAUUAAAAUAUUAAGUAUGUACACUAGUUAAUUAACUUUACCAAGCAGGAGCUAACGCAAAUAGAAUGUAGCUGAAAGCAUUACGGCCAGCAAGUAGCAUGAAAAUGAUCAGAAAUCCUUGUUGUUGUUGUUUUUUUUACUGAACUAAAGCAGGCAUUUUAUUCAAUUUCCCUAUCAACAUUGUUGCGCACCACAAAAUAAAAGUUCAACAUACAGCAUAGCUUCCUGAAUGUUACAUCCAGCAGUACCAGUAGUAAAAGACCACUCGGUGACAGCAUUGCUUUGCUUAAGUUCCCGAAGCAUAAUUAAAUAUUUUAACAUGAAGUCGACCUUCAGCAGCCUUCAGCAUCCCUCUCCAGCACGCAUUAGUCAGGCAUUUUUCUUUAUUCAGUGUUUAACUUCUUUUUCUACUUAUGUGACAGUUGAGCAUUUUACAAGUUAAAUUGCCUGCGUAGUUAAUAAAGGUUUUGUGAUGGUGACUGACCCCAGAACGGAUUAACUUGAGAAAAAAAAACGUUUCUAACUCAACCAGCAUGUUACAACAGCGGUGUUUGACUUCAGGGGUUCCACUGUACAAUGAAUAUUUGUCAUUCCAGGUAACAUUUUCAUACAAGUCACUGAGUUAACAGUAGCGCUUACAUAUACUGUAUUCCAUGUAUUUACACACCAUGUUUAUCAUAGACAGCAUAUACUGUAUACUCCUUUAAUUGUGUAAGAGAGAUUAAAAAGAAAAACACAAUGAAACUGUGUCACGAAUAAGAGGAAAGGUGCUAAUAAACUUUGGUCCUCA
Messenger RNA from Dunckerocampus dactyliophorus (ringed pipefish), 1882 nucleotides. It is a transcript of the gene sri, whose product is annotated as sorcin. The transcript has 8 exons. Lineage: Eukaryota; Metazoa; Chordata; Actinopteri; Syngnathiformes; Syngnathidae. Gene Ontology annotation, molecular function: calcium ion binding. Bases 256 to 819 code for a protein of 187 amino acids. The record is from RefSeq and is a predicted model, not a curated record.